Messenger RNA from Rosa chinensis, 851 nucleotides. RefSeq names its product KRR1 small subunit processome component homolog. Gene Ontology annotation, molecular function: RNA binding. The record is from RefSeq and is a predicted model, not a curated record. NCBI's taxonomy places the organism in Eukaryota, Viridiplantae, Streptophyta, Magnoliopsida, Rosales, Rosaceae. Gene Ontology annotation, cellular component: nucleolus; small-subunit processome. The coding region runs from base 85 to 759 and encodes 224 amino acids. The transcript has 7 exons.
CACACAUUCUCUUCUAGCUCGCCUCUCGAUCUGAACUCAUCUAGGGUUUCACACCCAGACAAAACCAACAGCUGCAAAUCUGCAAUGGAGAACAGCAACCCAAAAGCGGACCAGAUCGAGGUGGAAGUGUCUGAGUUCGAGAAUGAUUUUGAUGUCGUCUCUUACACCAAGUUCUACGACGAAUUCCUCAAUGUGGAUUUGCUGCAAGAAAGUUGGCCAAAAGUGGAAUCUUCUUUAGAAGAGUAUGGCGUUUUAUGCACCCUGGAUAUGGUUGAGGGUAAAAUGAAAGUCUCAAGAGCCACAAGGGAUCAAGACCCAAAUAUUAUUCUCAGGGCUAUGGAUGUUUUGGAGCUUUUGUCAAGAAGUGUUCCGGCAGAAUGGGCAAUACGAGUACUGGAUUGCAGUUUCCAGUACGACAUCAUCAAGAUUGGGAAUCAAGAAGAGGGGAUUUGCAAUAUGUACGGGAUCACUAAGGAGCAAUUUCUUGCACGGAGGAAGCUUCUGGCUGGCUAUGUCCUAAAGGUACUGUUUGAACUGACAGAUUGUGGAAUUUUUCUUAAGGGAAACACCAUUGCUGUGAUUGGUGGUUCACUCCAAGGAAUAAAUAUAGUAAGGAGGAUUGUCGAAGACUGCAUUGCUCAUGAUGUGCCUCCUCUACCCCGGGCGCGAUUGAUGAAAAAGAAGUCUCAAAAGAAGAAGGAUGAGAUGAAUAAAGUGGCAAGUGAAUUGAUGAUAAAUCUCGAGGGUAUGAGGAUCUGAAUUAUGGUGUGUAGUGUUGUAGACUUCAUGUAAAUGUUAGCGCAUUGACUUGAGACUAACAUGUAGGGCUAAUAUAAAUCUAUGUUUUGUGA